This is a messenger RNA of Fopius arisanus, 1114 nucleotides long. RefSeq names its product splicing factor 3a subunit 2 (gene Sf3a2). Gene Ontology annotation, biological process: spliceosomal complex assembly. NCBI's taxonomy places the organism in Eukaryota, Metazoa, Arthropoda, Insecta, Hymenoptera, Braconidae. Gene Ontology annotation, molecular function: zinc ion binding; nucleic acid binding. The coding region runs from base 197 to 1024 and encodes 275 amino acids. Gene Ontology annotation, cellular component: U2 snRNP; U2-type prespliceosome; catalytic step 2 spliceosome. The transcript has 3 exons. The record is from RefSeq and is a predicted model, not a curated record.
AAAAGAAAUUCUUUCAAAUUCGAGUACAAAAAAAAAUCGAACGAAAUUUUGCGUUUGAACGUCCGACAGUUUGGCGCCAAAAAAUGAACGUAUCGCGCAUACGCGAUUUGAGUUUUGAGAGGAAAAGUUCUGUGUAUUUCGGAGUUUCAGCUGAAAAAUUUAUGUUGUUCUGUGACUGACGUAAUUAUUAGAGAAAAUGGACUUUCAAAAUCGCCCUGGGGGUAAAACGGGUGGUGGAGGUGUGGCCUCGUGGUCGGAGAGUAAUCGGGACCGUCGAGAGCGUCUCCGUCAGUUGGCCCUCGAGACAAUAGACUUGAAUAAGGACCCCUACUUUAUGAAAAAUCACUUGGGCUCGUACGAAUGCAAAUUAUGUCUCACACUCCACAACAACGAGGGGAGUUACCUGGCCCACACCCAGGGAAAGAAGCACCAGGCGAAUUUGGCAAGGCGAGCUGCCAAAGAGGCGAAAGAGGCACCUCAGACCCUCGCCCCUGAGAAACCAAAGGUCGAGCCGAAAAAAUUUGUGAAAAUCGGAAGGCCCGGAUAUCGAGUCACGAAACAGAGGGACCCAGAGACAGGACAGCAGAGUUUACUGUUUCAGGUGGAUUAUCCUGAAGUCGCUGACAACGUCAUCCCCAGGCACAGGUUUAUGUCAGCUUAUGAACAGAGAGUGGAACCACCUGAUCGUAAAUGGCAGUAUCUUUUAUUCGCUGCUGAACCUUAUGAAACCAUUGCCUUUAAAGUUCCCUCCAGGGAGGUGGAAAAAGCGGAGGGAAAAUUCUGGACUCACUGGAACAAGGACACGAAGCAAUUUUUCUUGCAAUUCGCAUUCAAAAAUGAAAAGCCCUCAGUUGGAAAAGUACCACCACCUCCUGUGCCCUUGAUCCGAGGUGGAAUGCAACCACCAAUGAUGCCAGUACCCCCUCCUCCCAGACCUCCAAUGUUCCACGCUGUUCCACCCCCUCCUCCAGCCCUUCUUGCAGGGGGUAUGCAAAUCCCCCCACCACCCCCACACGUCGCAUAAAUUAAUUUGUAAUGCACACUGAAAAAAAUCCAUCUCUGCUCAUUGAAUUUACUUCACCCUAUCAAUUUUUUUUAAUACGAUAAUUUAAAA